This is a messenger RNA of Onychostoma macrolepis, 2390 nucleotides long. RefSeq names its product ubiquitin-conjugating enzyme E2G 1a (UBC7 homolog, yeast) (gene ube2g1a). The record is from RefSeq and is a predicted model, not a curated record. The coding region runs from base 158 to 670 and encodes 170 amino acids. Gene Ontology annotation, biological process: proteasome-mediated ubiquitin-dependent protein catabolic process; protein polyubiquitination. Gene Ontology annotation, molecular function: ubiquitin conjugating enzyme activity. Lineage: Eukaryota; Metazoa; Chordata; Actinopteri; Cypriniformes; Cyprinidae. The transcript has 6 exons.
AGCGCUCUCUCCUCGCGACAGAGCGCAUGCGUACAUCGGAGCAGAAUGUUGAGCAAAACGGACUAGAGCAGAAACGGAAAGACGCGCAAGCAAAUUCAAACAUAUUUUUCCUUAGCGAAGUGAACGACUGUCGACCUAGAAUAUAACUUAUAAAAACAUGACGGAGCCCCAGUCAGCACUGUUACUCAGGAGACAGCUAGCAGAACUGAAUAAAAAUCCUGUGGAAGGUUUCUCAGCCGGUUUGAUAGAUGAUAAUGACCUCUACAGAUGGGAAGUGCUAAUAAUCGGCCCUCCUGAUACACUUUAUGAGGGUGGUGUUUUUAAAGCCCAUCUUACGUUUCCCAAAGACUAUCCUCUCAGGCCUCCUAAAAUGAAGUUCAUAACAGAAAUAUGGCAUCCAAAUGUUGACAAAAAUGGUGAUGUUUGUAUUUCAAUAUUGCACGAGCCGGGGGAGGAUAAAUAUGGCUAUGAGAAACCAGAAGAGCGCUGGCUCCCCAUUCACACCGUAGAGACCAUCAUGAUUAGUGUCAUCUCAAUGCUAGCUGACCCCAAUGGAGAUUCCCCUGCCAAUGUUGAUGCAGCAAAAGAGUGGAGGGAAGACAGACAUGGUGAAUUCAAAAGAAAAGUUGCCCGCUGUGUAAGAAAGAGCCAAGAGACUGCCUUCGAGUGAUAUUCAUCUAGCAGCUUGUAGCUUCACUAUUUUCAGGGUCUCCAGUUGAGAAACAACUUGGCACUGUUUUCUUGCACUCUACCACCCUAUUGCUGGACUGGUUUUCAUUGAAUGUUGGCAGUAACAGACUGGCAUUAAUAGGCUGCAAUAGAACAUAAGGCCAUCACAGAUGCUGACAGAACACGCCAAGCAAGUGCCAACAAAAAAAGAGAAAAAAAACCUAAACAAUUAUGCUCUUUUUUUUUUUUUUUUCCAAGUCUAUGAACUGAUACAACUUUUCAGGAAGAGAUUGUAAAGAUGUGUACAUAGCACAGACAUAAAAACCGGAUAAUAUAUAAUAACUUGUUCCUAUCCAUCCAGCAAGACUUAGUACCAAAUAAAAUAGCAGUUCUGUAGAUAGUGUGACAUCAUGUAAAGUUCUUGAAGACUAUAGUUCAUCUCCCACCUUCCCCCUCUGGCUGCCUCACAUCUAGUGUGCAUCAAAUCUGUUACAGGUGCAAGUGGCCUCAAAUACCCACUUGUCAGUUUGAACAAAAGUCUGCUUUGGCAUUUCUCACUCAAAGUCGAUCCAGUUUUAGGGUGGGGAAGGCAGGGGUAAGCUAUCAAUAGGAUUCAAAGCAUGCUCGUCAUGAUGGAAGGCUUUCUCAAUCGGCACACUUCAGGUAAAAUAGCUGUAAAGCACGGUCAUAUUCUUAUUAAUUAGGGGUCAUGAAGGUAUUUCUCUGAUUUGGUUUUAAAUGGGGUGGGAGGGGAGUGCUCUUAUCUUGGCUGAAAGGAUGACUGCAUUCUGAGUGUCAGGUUCUCAUCUUUUCUCUUUUGUCGUCCAUUUGAGGCAGGGAGGCAAUGGCAAGGAAACCCAUCAGAUGUGAUUUUUCUUUAUUCUGCAUGUUUUUAAGUUCUCUUUUGUUUUCAAAAGUGCCUCCAGUUUAAACCGCUUGGCUUGUUAUGUGCCCUGCAUCAAACAGGAGCUAAAGGGAGAAACAUGUUUAAGAACUGCUCAACAUCCUCUCAAGCUUGUGUGAAUGUGAGGUUUUUUUCAUAACCCUUGUACCAGCAUUCUGAAUUAUUUUGGUGUAGCAAUAACUCUGCUUUGCCCACAUAAUGUGCGGACAUCUUAAAAUUGGAUAUUGGUAUGCGAUUUCUAGUAAAGAUUCUCCCUUGUAUCAGAGCAGAAUUUUUUUUUAUUUUUUUUUAUUUUUUGAGCUUGACACCCCUAUUGUGUGGUUUCUUUGAUAGGUUUCUUAGCCAUGCUUUAAAUGUAGAUUUCUUGCAAACAGUUUCUGGGAUUUCAGAUGAGGUGUGUGUGUGUGUGUGUGUUUAAGGGCGAUUGAGCAGAGGUGUGUGUGUGUGUGUGUGUGCGCACGUGCGCAUGCCUGUAUCCCACUCUCUCUCCUCCCACAAUCUUUAAUUCUCUGGUUAAUUUUAUUCUGGCUCUGACAGACUACUGCAGUUCUUUUGCCUAAUGUACAAAGACAAAAUACCGAUGUAUAUUUUUCAUGUUAUGGAAAUUGUCACCUCUAGUGAGUUCUUCUAAAAUAUAAUUUUUUUCCAAUACUUGUUUGAGUGUGCUGUCUGUGUUUAAAGUGUUGUCACAAACUUGAAAGUGUUACGAAAUUUAUCCAUUCAUUAAUACCAGCGUAACUAUAAAUGUAUGUGCUUUUUAUUAAGAUUAUUCUUCUCAAAACAUGACAAUUUUACAUAAACCAUUGGCUGAAAAGUG